Sinocyclocheilus anshuiensis is the source of this 2358-nucleotide messenger RNA. Its product is annotated as dystrotelin-like. The record is from RefSeq and is a predicted model, not a curated record. Gene Ontology annotation, cellular component: plasma membrane. The coding region runs from base 36 to 1940 and encodes 634 amino acids. Gene Ontology annotation, biological process: synaptic signaling. The transcript has 14 exons. Gene Ontology annotation, molecular function: zinc ion binding. NCBI's taxonomy places the organism in Eukaryota, Metazoa, Chordata, Actinopteri, Cypriniformes, Cyprinidae.
AAAUAAACUUGCGGCUUAUUGAGCAGUGGACUGUUAUGGAUUUGGAUAGCACUGAAUGUCUACAUGAAGUUCGUUCCGCAGUGUAUCGAGCUGCUCUAAAGCUUCGCACGCUACAAAAACUAUGCCAGAUGCACCUGGUGUCACUGCCGGAUUUGCGCCCAGUUCUAAAUACUUUGUGCAGUUCUGGGGAACCAGUGAUUAGUCUUGCUCAAGAAGAUGUACAGCAGCAUCUAGAAGAGCUAUUCCAGAGCAUUUCACAUGAGCUUCCUGAUGAGGCGGUUCCUGAAGCCACAGAUCAAACCACCAGGCUUCUCUUUAAACUGUUUGACAGAGAGCAAACUGGUGUUAUUCUGCUCAGGUCAGUGGAGGCCACGCUGAUCGCCCUCUGUGGAGACACUCUCUCGGCUAAACAGAGAGGUCUGUUCCGACUGGCUGAGAGCUACAGUGGGAAUCAGGAGAGUGACAGGGGCUCUAUCAGUCGAAGUGCACUCAAAAUCCUGCUGGAAGACCUCAGCCAGGUUCCAGCAAUGGUUCAGGAAAACCAUGUUUUUGGUCAAGCUGAAGCUGCAGUGUGCUCUUGCUUUAAUGGGGUAAAUAGUGCACGUGUGACUGAAGAGCAUUUUAUUGGCUGGCUGCAGUCAGAACCCCGGCUGCUAUUAUGGCUGUCCACACUCUACAGGAUUUCAGUGAGUGAAGCUGUACAGCACAGAGUCCGCUGCCAUGCCUGUAAAGCCUUUCCUAUCACUGGCCUCAGGUAUCGCUGUUUGAAAUGCCUGAACGUACACCUGUGCCAAAGUUGCUUUCUGACUGAGAGACGCAGCAGGAAACACAAGCCCUCUCAUCCUGUACUGGAAUAUUGCACUCAGCCAUCCUGGAAGGAGUCAAUGGCGUCACUGGCCUCUAGUGCUCGACACGCUUUGGUACCUCGACACGCUCGGAGAGAAGCAGAGAGGAAGAGAGCCCUGAGAGCAGGCUCUAGUGCAGAGCUGCAAUACAGUGCCCCUUCUCCAGUGCUGCAGUCUGUAGCAGAUCCAGACAUGCAUAAAGCUCCUGAAAUAAGUCUGACUGCCACCCCUGCUGUGGUUCCAGUAGAGUCUAAAGGCCUGCAGACAGAGGAGACAGAGAUUCCUCAGAGAGAAACAGCUAUUCUCCAAAAAGGCCUCAGUGUUACUCAGAAGGCCAUGAGGGAUCUGCAGAGAGAUAAAUGGCUCCUGGAGAAAGAGUUUCAAGUGUGGAGAGUUGCAGCCCAGUCAGAGCAUCAUUCACUGGAGGACAAAUGUACUGAGCUGAAGACCAUGAUGGAGGCACUGAACCAACAUAACCAUCAUCUGGAAGAAGAACUGGACAGAGUCAGACAUAUGUGUGUGAGGGACAGAGAUCAGCUCAGAAUUGACCUUUCAGACCUUCAACCAGAACAUGAUGACAGCAUUAGUGAAAACGACUGGACUCAACCUGGGUGUUUAAAACCUCAAGACAGCUCCAGUGGAGAAGAGCAGGUUCAGGAGGGGAGGGAAGCAUAUCAGGAAGGAAGAAUAGAAGUGGAUGAGGAGGAGACUCUUUAUGAGGUAUCAGAAGACAUCUCCACAAAUCUGGAUGACAAAGAGGAUGUCCAUACAGCUUCAAGGCAGCAAGAGGAAGUUGAGGAGGAGGGGCUACAGGAGGAAGAGGAGGAGCUACUGCAUAAAACACAAGCUCUUUCUUUACUUCAUCGAUCCAUGUCUGAUUUAGCUCUGGAAGAGCACUCAGACUCAGAUGACUCAGAGAUGGAUGAAGAAGAGGAACUUUGUGAGCUUGUACAGCGACUUCGAAAUGAGCUUUCUCUAUAUACAGCCACAGGGUCGGUCAGUCUGCAGAAAGAAAAGCUAAUGACGGCAGCAGAGGGAGUGAGAGAUUCUGUUUCUCAUCUCGUCACUUCUGUGAGAACCACCAGUUUGGCAUGAUGGCAGCCAAAAUAACUUUCCCUUACCUGCAAACAAUACAAGCCAAUUUCCAUCUCUCAUUCCAUCGCAAGGUUAAUCAUAACAGCAGAUGCUCACAGUGGACUGAUGGUUGACAAUUCACAAUUAAUGAAAUCUAAAAAUAAAUAGGUUCCAAGAUUUAUUCCACUAUUUAUAUGUAGGGAAAACUAAUAUAGGUCAAUAUUGGACACUGAUACCAUUACCAUUAAAUUUAGAAAAUCUAAUAUCGAGCAAUAAAUUAUAUCAUUCAUGCCUAUGUGAUUUUAUAGCGAAUUUAUAUGCUUUUUUAUUGAUUUUUGAAUACUAGACAUUUCGGAUGUUAUUUUAUAACAGUCUGUUCGACAAUAAAUAAACAUUAAUAUUUGUUUUCAGUACACCAUAAAUUUGUUACAGGUUCUGA